Lepidothrix coronata (blue-crowned manakin) is the source of this 3553-nucleotide messenger RNA. It is a transcript of the gene FAM163B, whose product is annotated as family with sequence similarity 163 member B. NCBI's taxonomy places the organism in Eukaryota, Metazoa, Chordata, Aves, Passeriformes, Pipridae. The transcript has 9 exons. The coding region runs from base 1072 to 1566 and encodes 164 amino acids. The record is from RefSeq and is a predicted model, not a curated record.
UGUUCCCCCUGUGCAACCAAGAUGACAUAUUUCCAUGCUUCAUCAUCUGACACGUGGUGGAGAAUACCAAAUUUGGACCCAUCUUUAUUUUCAUGAAGUGUUCUCUCCCAUCUCUGGAAUGGCAGGGAAGAGUUUUCUCUGGUUUGGUAAGAAAUAACAGCAAGAGGAGCUGGAAUCUGCUGUGGGCGUUGGUCCAGGGCUGUCUGCCACAUGAAUUUCCAGGGGGGUAGGUUGGUUCUGAGCCCUCCUGCAUGGGGCUCUGCUCUUUGAUGCCAGCCUUUCUUCUUGCUUUUCCUCUAGCCAUUGCUUUCUGGCACUAAGCUGCUUCCUGAAGAUUGCACAGCAAGCCAGAUCAGCUUCAAGGGGAGCUGAUCCAGGAGAGGACAUGGGGCCAAAAGAGCCUGAGGAGUCUGAAGAUGCAGCUUUAUCAGCUUAGCAAAAGGGCUGGUGCAUCGAAUGGCAAAGGCUGCAGGUCCUGUGUGCUUGAGGUCUGUGACAGAAGGCUCUGCACUAUUCCCACCACAGCCCAGACGCCCAUGGAAGGAUUAUUCCCCCAGCACCUCCCAAACCCCUGGUGCCAGCAGUCCCCCCGGAAUCCAUGCCUCUGUACAAAGGGACACGAGGGAAUCUGUGAUUCAUCCCGUGACGCUCUGAGGUUGUCGCCUCCAAGGACAGAAACCUGUUGGAGUAACAUGUGGCAGACCUGGCCCCAGGGCAUCUUCAGCUUCGCUCCUGCCUGAAGCAGCAUCCUGAGCCACAGCAGUGGGAGCAGCAGGUAACUGAUCUUCACAGAAUUGCUCUUACGAUGUGGGAGGUCAUCACAACCCCAAGACUAAGGAAAUCUUGUGAAUCACCGCUCCUGCACUUAAGAAGCCUUGUGAAUCACCGCUGCUGAACACGCCCCGCGCGGCAUCAGCGUCUUUGGAGAAAACUGAGGAUGAGGACUCUAAGCUGAGUCCUUUAUUUUGGCGUUGAUGCUCUGCGAGCGGGAGACUUCGGGAGACGCGGUCCUCACCUGAGCGAUCCAGCCCCAUUCCCCCGUUUGAAGGCUGUUAAUGGAGAAGAGGGCGGAUGACAGCCGGGACCGUGGUCAUCACAGGUGGAAUAUUAGCGACUGUCAUUUUGCUAUGUAUCAUCGCCGUCCUCUGCUACUGUAGGCUCCAGUAUUACUGCUGCAAGAAGGAUGAGUCCGAGGAGGACGAGGAGGAGCCCGACUUCGCCGUGCACUCCCACAUCCCGCCGCUCCACUGCAACCGCAACGUAGUGCUGACCAACGGCCCGUCCCUCUACACCUCGUCCCCCUUCACCAAGAAGCCGACCCCGACCCGGUCCAGCUGCCCCGGCUGCGGCCCCUACGAGCCCCCCUACGAGCCCCCCACCUUCUUCCUUCAGGAGCCCCCCGAGGAGCUGCACAACGGGGGCGACCGGGUGAGCUACAAGACGGUGAGCCAGGAGGAUCUGGCUCUGCCGGUGAGCGUGUCCAACCUGCAGGCUCUCAACCCCAACCGGCUCUCGGCCAUGCGCGAGGCCUUCUCCCGCAGCCGCAGCAUCAGCACCGACGUGUGAGGGGCUGGCAUCCUGUCACACCUCGUCGCACCUGCCGGGGCUCUGAACGGCGGGGAGAACUCGGUGAAGUUCUGAAAAAGAAGAAAAGCAAAAGAAGUGAAUGUAUUUCUACCAGGGCUGAACGGCAGCGUGAAGGGGUAGCGAAGCACACCCGAAAGGGGAGCGUGGGGGAGGAUGGUUGCAGCUGGGACGUGAGGUUUUCUAGCGCUGCGUUGCAUUUUUUUUUUUCUUUUGUAAAGAGGAUUUUGAUACUUGGAGCAUCCUUUUCUAUGGAGUACCCACCCCUCCUCACCUGGAAAGCCGAGGGACGGUGAGCAAAUAGGGGGGCACAGGGUUGGCUGCAGAAUGGCUCGUGCUGCGAGUCAGCAGCCAGCUGCUGCCGUGACGUGGGGGCCCUGAUGUGCACACAUAUGUGCACACACACACACGCCCUCAAAGGUUCUCAAGCAGAGCAGAGCUGCUAUUGCCCACCCUUCUGCCACCCCUUCCUGCAGUGCUCCGUGCUGCAGCCAUGGCAGUGUGCAUGUGUGUGUGUGCACAGCCCUGCACUAUUCCCAGACCACCUCGCUCCUCAAGUCAGUCAUUAAUUCCCAAGUGACAGGCACAAUCCCCUCAGGGCUGGGACGGCGGGUGCAUGCACAGCCUAUCCCUGCCCCUGGAGAUCCUGGAGUGACCUCACAGUUCCCUGAUGGAGGGUGCAAACCCAUUGUGUUGCCUGGCUAUGGGAACAACACACAGCACACUUUUGGAUUGAGGAAUACCUCUCUGAAUAAUCCUUCCCUUCUCCGAGUAAUGCCAUAAACAACUUCUAACUGAGGCUCUGUGUCAUCACGUAUGUGCCCACCCCAAGCAUGCACAUUUUUACAUGCAUUUAUUUGUCUUCUUUAAUUUUCUAAAAAUCCUUGAUGCUUUUCACCCAUCCAGAGAUGUGUCAAAACACUUCAGAUUUAGGCAAAACCUCCUCUUUAGCAUUUUUCAUUGAGCCCUUUCCCACGGCCGGGCAGCCUGGCUGUGGCACCAGCUCUGUCCCUGCUCCUCCAGCCACACUGGAUCUGGCCAGGGCAGUGCUGGGAGAGCAGCAGGCACAGAGCUGGUCACUGAGAGUGUCCCUCUGCACCAAGCAUGCUGUAAAGGAACCCUUUUAGUAUUUCAGUGCUUUAGGAGAGGAAUUGCACGUUGCAGCAAUGUCUACGGGGGGACUCACGCUCCAGUCUCUCCUGGCUGUCUCCAUUCCUCCCCUCCAACCUCGCCAUACUCCCAGUUUGUGUGACAAAAAGCACCCUGUUUCUCCUGGAUUAUACAUUAUUCAGGUUUAAAGCAUCACGCUGGACCUGGGGGCGGCUGGCAGAGGACGGACUGGCUGCACAGAGACUCCAGUGGCCCCAGUGCUGUGCUCCAGGUCAGCUUUCCUUUUUCAAGAUGUUACGGGAAGAAACAGCCGUGGCUCCAGCCCCAUCGGCUCACAGACACUGUGCUGCAGCCCAGCUGGGUACUUUACUUUUAACCACGAGGGCUUUUAAUUCCACAGGAAAUCUUUUGAAGUACAAGUCAGUCUUUGCAAAUGAGUAUCUUCGACUUUCUCGGGGGGGUUCUGUUUGGGUUUGGGGGGGGAGGGGGCCGGGGUUGGUUUCGUACGUGUUUAAUAUUCUGGGCUCGGUCCCUGAGGUGCUGCAUCCCGGGAGCACGAUGCCUCUGCUCCGGAGGGAUGCAGCCACUCGGGCCAUGCUCCCAUGUACAGUUCUCACCGGGGUUUGUUUCCACGCCUUGAGCCCUUUCUCUCCCCGUUUCUCGUGACCGUACUUCUCCUCCCAGCCUUCCUUCCUUUUUUCCCUUAUUUCUUUCCCUUGUAGCUUGGAAACUAAGCAGACGGUUGGCUUUCACUAACCUUCACCUGGUGAUCUGUUGUACAGGACUUUGGGGAUCUCGGGGAGGGGGGGGAAGUAAAAAAAGAAAUAAAAUAAAAUUAAAAAAAAAAAAAAAAAAGAAA